CGCUGUGUAGAAAUUCGCCCCAGACUGCCUACUAUUUAUAGACGUACUCAACUGAGCUCCGUCUAAAAAGGCAACAUGGCAGCCAAGCCAGUCCUGUACACAUAUUGGAGGAGUACCUGUUCCUGGAGAGUCAGAAUAGCUUUGGCCUUAAAAGGCAUUGACUUUGAGACUAAUAUUGUGCAUCUUGUCAAGGAUGGAGGCCAACAGCAUACAGAGGCGUACAGGAAGAUGAAUCCGAUGGAACAGCUCCCGUGUCUAGUUAUUGAUGGACAAACUCUCUCCCAGUCAUUACCUAUCAUCGAAUACCUGGAUGAGACCAGACCAGGUGUCAAACUGUUAUCUGAAGACCCCGUCUUGAGACAGAAGGCGAGGGCACUUGCAGAAAUAGUGAAUUGUGGGAUACAGCCACUGCAGAAUCUACAAGUGCUGCAGGCAAUAGGAGAUGCCAAGAAGUUGGAAUGGGCCAAAAAGUGGAUUGAGAAAGGCUUUGAUGCUCUGGAGCAGGUCAUCAAGGAAACAGCGGGGAAGUACAGUAUAGGUGACCAGGUGACUCUACCUGACCUGUUUCUAGUCCCACAGGUGUACAACGCCAACAGGUUCAGUGUUGACAUGAGCUGCUAUCCUACCAUCGCGAGGAUUCAUGCAGAACUGGUGCAGCUUCCUGCCUUCAAGGCUGCUGAUGCUCACAAUCAGCCUGACACACCGGAGGCAGAGAGGAGGCAAUAAGGAGGUGGAUCUGAUGCUGAUAAUGUAGUGUAAAUCAUGGUGUGUGCAUAGGCGGAUCCAGAGGCUGUGUGUGUGUGGUCUUGUUCGACUCUCCCCCCCCCACCCCACCCCCCA
Molecule: messenger RNA, 840 nt
Organism: Haliotis rufescens (red abalone)
Lineage: Eukaryota; Metazoa; Mollusca; Gastropoda; Lepetellida; Haliotidae
Product: maleylacetoacetate isomerase-like
Exons: 8
Coding region: 76-726 (216 amino acids)
Biological process (GO): L-phenylalanine catabolic process; glutathione metabolic process
Cellular component (GO): cytoplasm; mitochondrion
Molecular function (GO): maleylacetoacetate isomerase activity; glutathione transferase activity
Source: RefSeq, a predicted model, not a curated record